Plasmodium vivax (malaria parasite P. vivax) is the source of this 4932-nucleotide messenger RNA. Its product is annotated as DNA-directed RNA polymerase III subunit, putative. NCBI's taxonomy places the organism in Eukaryota, Apicomplexa, Aconoidasida, Haemosporida, Plasmodiidae. The transcript has a single exon. Bases 635 to 4918 code for a protein of 1427 amino acids. The record is from RefSeq and is a predicted model, not a curated record. Gene Ontology annotation, molecular function: ribonucleoside binding; DNA-directed RNA polymerase activity; DNA binding. Gene Ontology annotation, cellular component: RNA polymerase III complex. Gene Ontology annotation, biological process: DNA-templated transcription.
GUGGCAGAUGAACGUAAAUUCCUAAACCUGCUCCACAAGCCAUACCACCACGCAUACGUGUAAAUUAUUUACAUACUAUGCACGUUGGUAUGCAUAUUCGAAUGGUCCUCUUUUUUUUUUUUUAAUAACCGCUUAACCAUUUUGUUAAGAAAAAAUAGUGAUAAAACGGUUUUCAGGUAUGGCUUGCUCGUCGUAGGAGCCAACGUGCCAGUUUUACCCAAGCCCGAUCGUUUGCGGAGCUUCUCAUUCAUUUCGGCUAGUUCAAACGCAGUAGGGGGGGAAAAACAUGUGACUAUAGGGGAGCGAUGCAAAGCUGAUAAGGUCCCCAAAACGUUGCCUUUAAAAAGGAUAAGUAAAAUUCUACCUCUGCUAAAAUAUGCGAAAUGGUUGAGUAGCUCGAACCGCCGCAACCCCACGUGUACGCAAAAAGUUAGCCAAUUUUGGCGAGUGGUAAAAGCGCACAGUUAAGUGGGCGUAGGGGGGUACAUCUGUGUAUGUAUUACGCAGGAGUCGGUGCGCCAAGCGAGUUUGCAUCGUUUUCUGCCCCCCUUUUGGAGGGACACCACUAGAGGAGACGCCGCAGUGGUAGCUGCUUUGUAGAAAAUUGCAAAAGUGAGGCCCGCGGAGCACCACCAUGAAGGGGGUCAUACGAAUUAAGGCGAAAAAGAAAAAGGGAAAAACGGAGGAGGGCAAUGAAGACAACGUGGAGGUGAACGACGGGGUGGAGGGAAAGCCGGCAGAUGCCAAAGGGGAGGGCGCACCUGAACACAGGGUGAAGGAAGUCAAGGAAGCCGGGGGAAUCGGGCGCGCCAAAGAAGACCCGCUUACCCGUCGGCAAAAGGAAGAGGGUGGGGGCGAGGAAAAGUUUAAAAUAAAGAUCGGCGAAUCGGACGACGAGGUGAGCAGCAUCUCCCCCGCAGGCGACGUAAAUGAGUAUAAAAAUGUGGGUGAAGGAACCGCCAGGGGGAGCGCCUCCCUGGGGAAGAACGUAAAAAAGCAGGAUAACAUCUGCGAGGGGUACACCCUGGGGGUGGCGCAACGCAGCGAGCAGGCUGAAGUGGUUAACGAGCCGCUCGCCCAAUUUAGGGAGAAUAAGCCAAACUGCAGGACUCACAAUGGGGUAAAGAGCGAAGCAGUGGGUAGUGGCCACCCCCAUUUUGACGACCCUGGGUCCAUCCCCAAUAGAGGGAAAAACACAGAAGAGAACUUCUCCGAACUUGUUGUAAAAAGUGGAGCACAUAACAAAAAGAUAUAUGAAGAAUCGAAGGAUAUAAAAAAUGUGACCGAAAAGUGGAAGCUACUGCCAGCCUACUUAAAGGUGAAGGGGCUGGUCAAGCAGCACAUAGAAUCGUACAACUACUUCAUCAAGCAAGAAAUAAAAACAAUAAUGAACGCAACGACAAAUAAGAUUUUAAAAUCAGAUAUUGAUGAGCAUUUCUACGUCGAGUUUUUAGAUAUAUUUGUGGGGAAACCCUCAGUUGAAGAAAAUAUGAUCGAAACGAAUUUGACUCCCCAAAUAUGCAGGCAGAGGGACUUAACAUACUCGGCUCCCAUCUAUGUAGAUGUGGAAUAUGUGAAAGGGAGCAACAUCAUUAGAAAGAACAACGUCGAGAUAGGGAGGCUGCCCGUCAUGCUGAGAAGUGAUAUAUGUAUUUUAAAUAACAAAAGUGAAGAGGAGCUGAUGAAAUUGGGGGAGUGUCCUUACGACCCUGGGGGGUACUUCAUCGUUAAAGGCACGGAGAGGGUUCUCCUAAUGCAGGAGCAGCUGUCCAAAAAUAGAAUCAUCGUCGAGAUGGACAUAAAGCAUAAUAUCUGUGCAACCAUCACAUCUACAACGGCGGAGUCUAAGAGUAGAUGUGCCAUCGUUUAUAAGAAUAAUAAAUUGUAUCUGAAGCAUAACUCCUUUAUUGAGGACAUCGGGGUGUGCAUCAUCCUGAGAGCCAUGGGGUACGAGAGUGACCAGGAAAUAUUCCAAAUGAUAGGGUCGCAUAGAAAUUACCUGAACGGGAUUUUGCUCUCCCUCUACGAGUUGUAUAGCGAGAAUAUAAAGACCAACUUAGAUGCACUGCUCUACAUAGGGAAGAAAAUCAGGCCGAGGCUACUAGCCAAGGGGUUCUUCAGCUCCAUGAAGGAAAAGCAAGUGAAAAAUGAAAAGGACAUCAUCGAGGAGGGGCUAGAUUUUCUAAGCAGAGUUCUCCUAUCCCACAUUCAGCAGAAGAACAAGUAUGAUUUUCGAAACAAAGCUAGAUGCAUCUGUCUCAUGAUUAGACGGGUUCUAGAUGGCGCAAAUAAUAAGAACGAGUUGGAUGAUAAGGACUAUUAUGGUAAUAAGAGGCUGGAGCUAGCUGGGCAGCUAAUAUCCCUCCUGUUCGAGGACCUUUACAAGCGGUUCUAUUUCACCCUAAAGAAGCAGAUAGACCAGACGCUCAGCAAGUACAUGCAAAGCAAUUACACAUCUAAGUUGAAAUAUAGCGGGAAUGUUAAUGAUACCUACCCAGAUGUGUUUAGGAGCCUCCCAAAAGAUAUCAUCACAAGGGGGAUGCAGGCGGCCAUAUCCACCGGAAACUGGAACAUUAAGAGGUUUAAGAUGGAGAAAAGUGGAGUGUCACAGGUGCUCUCCCGUUUAUCCUUCAUCGCAUGCAUCGGAAUGAUGACCAGACUGAAUUCUCAGUUUGAAAAGGGAAGAAAGGUGAGUGGGCCAAGAGCAUUGCAGCCAUCCCAGUGGGGAGUCCUAUGCCCCUGUGAUACUCCAGAAGGGGAAUCCUGUGGACUUGUAAAAAAUUUAGCUCUCAUGACGCAUGUUACGAAUGAUAAUGAGAAUAAUGAACAUUUAAUAGAAAUAUUAUACACCUUAGGGGUGGAAGAUAGUGACAGUUUAACAGGAGAGGAAAUGUACAAGCAGGGAAUCUUCUUUGUAAUCUUCAAUGGAAUCCUUCUAGGUGUGCAUAAGAAGCCACGCAUAUUUAUGAGGCGAAUUAGGUGCCUAAGAAGGUAUGGGAAAAUAGGGCAGUUCGUUUCUAUAUAUGACAAUUUUCUGCAUAACGCUAUUUACAUUUCGACGGAUGGUGGGAGGUUAUGCAGACCGCUAAUCAUCGUGGAGAAUGGGAAAUCCAAACUGUCCCAGGAACAUAUCCUAUCGCUGGAAAAGGGGAUCAUUAACUUUUUUGAUUUACUUAAAAGUUCAGUCAUCGAGUGGAUAGACGUGAAUGAACAGAACAAUCUGCUUAUCGCUUUGAACGAAUCUGACAUUUCGGUGAAUACGACUCAUCUAGAAAUAGACCCUCUCACCAUAUUGGGGGUGGUGGCUGGACUUAUUCCCUAUCCGAAUCAUAACCAGAGUCCGAGGAACACCUACCAAUGUGCUAUGGGGAAACAAGCCAUUGGGGCCAUUGGGUAUAAUCAGUUCGUUCGGUGCGACACUCUGCUGUAUCUGCUUGUGUACCCCCAGAAACCGCUCGUCAAAUCGAAGACCAUCGAAUUUAUUAAUUUUGAGAAGCUGCCUGCUGGGCAGAAUGCCAUCGUGGCGGUUAUGAGUUUCUGCGGGUAUGAUAUCGAGGACGCGAUCGUGAUGAACAAAUCCUCCAUCGACCGGGGCUUCGGGCGGUGCAUGUCUCUGAGGAAGCACGCCGUGGAGCUGAAGAAGUACUUCAACGGGUCCAACGACCUGGUCCUGCCCUCCCCCCUGGCCAUCAGCAAGCUGCAGCAGCGGCAGGAGAGGCAGCGCAGGGAGAAGCGGGACAGGCGCGAGAAGCGGGAAAAGCAGGAGAUGCGGGAGAAACAGGAGGCGCAGGAGACGCUGGAGAAGCAACCCCAGGCGCAGGAAGACCAGCUUGCCCCCCCCCGACAGCACGCGAAGGAAGAGAGGGACCACGAAGAAAACGGCGCAGACUCAAACGUGGAGGAGCCCAAAAGAUUCCAAAAUAAAGAAAUUAAAAAAUACCACGCGUUGGACGUCGACGGAGUAGUCUCCAUAGGAUACCUGCUGAGAGAAGGACAAGUGUACAUAAAUAAGUACUCACCAAAAAAUGUGAAAGAUCACGUGAAGGACAUAAGCAAAAUCGAUUUGAAUGAUUUAAAGUCAAAUGAGGUAAAGUACAAAAGUGUGUACCCAUCUUACGUGGACAAAAUUAUUUUUACAGAAAACGCAGAAGGGUUAAAAAUCUACAAAAUUAUUAUGCGCCAAACGAGACUGCCCGAAUUGGGGGAUAAAUUUAGCUCAAGACAUGGCCAGAAGGGAGUCGUCGGCUUGCUAGUUAACCAGGAAGAUAUGCCAUUUACAGAAUCGGGUAUCUGUCCCGAUUUGAUUAUGAAUCCUCAUGGAUUUCCAUCCCGUAUGACGGUGGGGAAGCUCCUCGAACUUGUAGCCUCUAAAUCAGCCGUCCUAGAUGGAGAAUUCAAAUACGGGUCCAUUUUUAGUGGCACCCCCUUUGAGGAAAUGGCAUCCAUUUUGUUUAAAUAUGGUUUCAACUGCUCCUGUAAAGAAUUGCUCUACUCCGGAUUGACGGGGGAACCGCUAGAAACCUACAUCUUUAUGGGACCCAUUUAUUACCAAAAGUUAAAGCACAUGGUGCAGGAUAAAAUCCAUGCUAGGGCUAGAGGACCAAGGCAGUUGCUAACUAGGCAACCAACGGAAGGGAGGUCGAAAGAAGGAGGGUUACGGUUAGGUGAAAUGGAAAGAGAUUGCCUAAUAGCAUAUGGUGUUAGUAAUUUGCUACUGGAGCGAUUAAUGUUAAGCAGUGAUGUGUGUGAUGUGUACAUUUGCGAAGAUUGCGGGAUGAUGGGUUACGACACGUAUUGCACCUUCUGCCAAAAGUGCGACAAAAAUGCGCUCGUGAAGAUGCCCUACGCGUGCAAACUGCUCUUCCAGGAGCUGCAGACGAUGAAUGUGUUCCCCAAAAUUGUGGUGAAGGAGACGUAGUUUGGCCUCCCCCC